This is a messenger RNA of Periophthalmus magnuspinnatus, 1695 nucleotides long. It is a transcript of the gene hpxa, whose product is annotated as hemopexin a. Lineage: Eukaryota; Metazoa; Chordata; Actinopteri; Gobiiformes; Gobiidae. The transcript is spliced from 11 exons. The record is from RefSeq and is a predicted model, not a curated record. The coding region runs from base 60 to 1523 and encodes 487 amino acids.
UCCGCAGAGUGACCUGCUUUGCUUUGCUUUGCUCCAGCUCCAGACCCAAGGACUUCAUCAUGAGACUGCUCCUGUGCCUCUGCCUCGCUCUGGCCCUAGUGCUGGCAGAUAAAGACAAAGACAAAGGCCAUGGUCAUGGGCAUGGGAAGCCGGACCACCCUCCAGCUCACGGACGAGGGAACAAACCGGAUCACCCCCCUGGACACACUGAGGGGCACAGCCAUGGUCUUGGGCAUGAAAAGCACGACCACAAGCACCACGAGGAAGGAGACAGCCACGGGCCUGGAGAUGAGAAGCACGACCACAAGCAGCAUGAGGGUGAUUUUGAUCGGUGCAAAGGUCUUGAGAUGGAUGCAGUCACAGUGAACGAGGAGGGCGUGCCAUACUUUUUCAAGGCUGACCACCUGUACAAGGGCUUCCAUGGGGAGGCGGAGCUAGCCAAUGAGACCUUCGCAGAGAUGGACGAUGACCACCACCUGGGCCACGUGGACGCAGCCUUCCACAUGCAGCACGAAGGCAGCCCCGAUGAUGACCAUAUUUACUUCUUCCUGGACAACAAAGUGUUCAGUUAUUACCAGCACAAACUGGUGGAGGGUUUCCCCAAAGACAUCUCCGAGGUGUUCGGCGGGAUCCCUGACCACCUGGAAGCCGCUGUGGAGUGCCCCAAACCCGAGUGUGAUGAGGAGUCUGUUAUCUUCUUCAAAGGACACGAAAUCUAUCACUACAAUCUAAAGACUAAAGUUGUGGAGAAGAAAGAGUUUGCAAGUAUGCCCAACUGCACCUCUGCCUUCCGCUUCAUGGAACAUUACUUCUGUUUCCAUGGACACCAGUUCUCCAAGUUUGACCCCAAAACUGGAGAGGUCCACGGCAAGUACCCUAAACCAGUCCAUGGGUACUUUGCAAGGUGUGCCAAGUUCGGUGAGGAGGAUGACCACCUGGAGAGAGAGAAGUGCAGCAGAGUUCACCUGGACGCCAUCACCUCCGACCACGAAGGAAACAUGUUCGCUUUCAGAAAUCACCACCUCCUCCAUAAAGACGGCAGCAAUGACAACAUUACCGUGGAGAACAUCGAGAACGACUUCAAAGAGCUGCACAGCGACGUGGACGCGGUGUUUUCAUAUGACGAUCAUCUCUACAUGAUCAAGGAUGACCACGUGCAUGUGUACACAGACGCAGAGCCCCACGUUCACGUGGACGGUUACCCUAAAACAGUGAAGGAAGAGCUGGGUUUGGACGGACAUGUGGACGCAGCCUUUGUCUGUGAGGACCACCACAUCGCUCACAUCAUCCAGGGCGAUAAGAUUGUGGACGUUGACCUUAAGGCUAGCCCACGCGUGCCCACAAACGAGCGCCCCCUGUCUCUGUUUAAGAAGGUCGACGCUGCCAUGUGCGGACCCAACGGGAUCAAGGUCAUCGUGGGGAACCAUUUCUACCAUUUCGACAGUGUUAUGCUAAUGGUAGCCAGUAGAGCUCUGCCCAUACAACAACGCGUCUCCACUGAGCUGUUCGGAUGUGACCACUAAUGCAAAACUCCAGUUCAACGCCAUUCAAAUAACAUUGAAAAUAUAACAGCAAUAAGAUUAAACAAUACAAAUAUAUGUUAGAUCUAUUUUGUUACCUCAUAAUGUAGUCCACCGGCCCUCCGCAGAUGUCCAUAGGUUUGUGUUGUGAAUAAAAAUGAAUGGAAACAGAAAA